This is a messenger RNA of Synchiropus splendidus (mandarinfish), 1415 nucleotides long. RefSeq names its product odd-skipped related transcription factor 1 (gene osr1). Gene Ontology annotation, molecular function: RNA polymerase II transcription regulatory region sequence-specific DNA binding; DNA-binding transcription factor activity, RNA polymerase II-specific. Gene Ontology annotation, biological process: regulation of transcription by RNA polymerase II; embryo development; urogenital system development. The record is from RefSeq and is a predicted model, not a curated record. The transcript has 3 exons. The coding region runs from base 237 to 1046 and encodes 269 amino acids. Lineage: Eukaryota; Metazoa; Chordata; Actinopteri; Syngnathiformes; Callionymidae. Gene Ontology annotation, cellular component: nucleus.
CCGAUCGCUGCAGUAACAAGGAAGAGCAGACGGCGGCCUCGCACGCACGCACGCACGCACGCCUACAGCCACGGCUCACCAGCGACUUCAUCCCAGUGGAGCCGACGGUCGCCGGCAGCAGGAGGUACGCAGCCGCUCUGGUGAAAAGGCAGCGAAACUUCGAUAGGACUCCCGUUGUCACAAAAAAACAAAACAAAAAAAACCUCGCCACCGCAGACUGAUCUUGUGUGGCAGCCAUGGGCAGUAAGACUCUGCCAGCUCCUGUACCGCUGCAUCCCUCUCUCCAGCUAGCAAACUACUCACUUCUCCAGAGCUCCACAGGCCUCCAGCUGCCAGCUGAUCACUUCCCCAACAUCUACAGCUUCAGUGCCUUACACGCCAUCCACCUCCAUCAGUGGACUCUUGGCUACCCACCACUCACUCUGCCUCGCCUCUCCAAACUCCCUGUUGGGUUCUCCACGAUGGCAUCAUUCCCUAUCUUCCCCCAUCUGCUACAGCCGAAGCAGGACUCAACAGUACUUUUGCAGAAUUCCAAGAACAAGCCUCGUUUUGACUUUGCCAACCUGGCGACAGCAGCCACCCAGGAAGAUCCCCUACAAGCUGAAGAUCUUAGCUUGGCUGGAGUUGCUGCAGCCGCUGCAGCUGCGGCACAGGCAUCAUCUCACCAACCAUCAUCUGCCAGCCUUGGUUGUCUUCUGGAGGUGUCUAAACUGUCUUCGCCUGAGCGCAAGUCCAGCCGUGGCCGGCUGCCAUCCAAGACCAAGAAAGAGUUUGUGUGCAAGUUCUGUGGCCGUCAUUUUACAAAGUCCUACAACCUGUUGAUCCAUGAGAGGACACACACCGAUGAGAGGCCAUACACUUGCGACAUCUGCCACAAAGCUUUCCGAAGGCAGGACCAUCUCAGAGACCACAGGUACAUCCACUCCAAGGAGAAGCCCUUCAAGUGUCAGGAGUGUGGCAAGGGCUUCUGCCAGUCCAGGACUCUGGCAGUCCACAAAACAUUACACAUGCAGGUUAAGGAACUGAAGCAAGCCAAGAUCAAGUGAGUUGCCCCACCUGCAGGGAAGAGACACUGGAAAAAUGAGACUGACCUGGAGCCAAAAACCAUGACCAAAGAACUCUCAUCUCAACAAUCGUAGGUUAAACACCAGCAGAUUUCUGGUGAUUUCUAAUGCCUCAUGGAGGACUGGCAAACCCAAAUGAACCAAAGGAAGUGAUGAGGACUUGAUCAACAGAGAGCCACCAGGAUGCCUUGACCAAAGACUUAAAGUAAUCCUUAUGCAAGUUAUAAAAGCCAUGUUACCAAAGCAAGACCUUGUUGUACUGUUGCAUUCCAAUUUUAUUUUUUGUACAAAUACAUGAUACCAGAAAAUGUAUUUUUGCACUUUAAUCCAAAUAUUGAUUCUAUUUUUACA